AUGGUCAAAUUCACGGAUCGAAAUGCUAACAAACAAUAUAUGCCAAAAAAACCGAUAAAGAGAGGAUUUAAAAUUUGGUGUUUGGUUGACAAGCAAGGUUAUUUAUGGAAUUUUGAAAUUUAUACGGGAAAAGUUGGGGAAAAGGCUGAAAAACAAUUGGGUGCUCGAGUAGUAAAACAACUAUCGCAACCUUUACAAGGAAAAAAUCAUUGCUUAUUCUUCGACAACUAUUUUACCAGCUACCCACUAAUGACAUACCUAAAAUCAAAAAAUAUAAAUGCAUGUGGAACAGUCAAUCUUACAAGAAAAUUUUUACCAGCUUUGAAAAAUGAUAAGCAUUUAACAUUGGGUGAAUACGAUUGGUCUAUAGAUGAAAAAUCUACAUCGAUUGUUAAGUGGCGUUACAAAAGAAUAGUGAGUUUAUUGUCAAAUUUUCACAAUCCAACGGAAACCACACAAGUUCAAAGACGAUCUAAAUAUGGUUCAACUACAAUGGUAUCAUGUCCUAUAGUAUUGAGUGAAUACAACAAACAUAUGAACUGUGUAGAUAAAUUUGACCAGAAUAAGAAAUCCUGUCAGAUAGAUCGAAAGGCUAAAAAAUGGUGGCACAGACUUUUUUUUUCAUUUUAUCGAUGCAGCAGUAGUCAACUCUUACGUCCUAUAUAA
Macrosiphum euphorbiae (potato aphid) is the source of this 666-nucleotide messenger RNA. NCBI's taxonomy places the organism in Eukaryota, Metazoa, Arthropoda, Insecta, Hemiptera, Aphididae. The record is from the annotation of a GenBank genome assembly.